Messenger RNA from Dioszegia hungarica, 882 nucleotides. Its product is annotated as mitochondrial carrier. Gene Ontology annotation, biological process: thiosulfate transport; phosphate ion transmembrane transport; malate transmembrane transport. Bases 1 to 882 code for a protein of 293 amino acids. Gene Ontology annotation, molecular function: sulfate transmembrane transporter activity; antiporter activity; malate transmembrane transporter activity. Gene Ontology annotation, cellular component: mitochondrial membrane. The record is from RefSeq and is a predicted model, not a curated record. NCBI's taxonomy places the organism in Eukaryota, Fungi, Basidiomycota, Tremellomycetes, Tremellales, Bulleribasidiaceae. The transcript is spliced from 5 exons.
AUGUCUGGGACUGUAGAGGCAUCGCUGCUGCCCCCUGUGCCCCGCGAGCAGCCACGAUGGGUCGGAGGCGUGGCGGCAAUGAUGGCAGUGUGCAUCACGCACCCGAUCGACCAGACUAAAAUUCGGGCUCAAACGCAAAAGGUCCGACAUGGCAUGCUUGCGACUAUGCGCAAUACGGUACAAGCGGGCGGUAUACGCGAGCUCUGGGUGGGGCUAUCGGGUAGUCUUGUCAGGCAGGCGACGUACGGAUCGGUCCGGUUCGGCACGUACGCCGAGCUCAAUUCGAGGGAUAGCAAGAAGCGCAAGCGGUUAGGGAGGGGUGAUGCCACCGCCUUGGAGCUUAUCAAGAAUGGGGCAAUAGCGGGGCUGUUUGCGGGUGUAGCGGGUGUGCCAGGAGAGCUGGUACUGGUUCGAAUGGCGGGAGAUGGCGUCAAACCCGUCGAGAAACGCUUAAACUACCGCAACGCCUUCGAUGGACUGUAUCGGAUAUACAAAGAGGGAGGCGUCAAGGGGAUGUUCAGAGGGGCUGUACCGACUACAGCUCGGAGCGUACUAUUGAACUCGGCGCAAUUGUCUUGUUAUGACCUCAUCAAGCGGCGUCUACUCCUCACUGGCUACUUUAACGACUCUAUACCCUUACAUCUACUCACUGCGACCCUUGGCGGUACCAUAUCGAUCACUAUCUGCACGCCGGUGGACGUUAUCAAGUCGAGAGUACAGGCGUCGACGGGCCAAACAACACUCGCACAGGUCAUCGCCAAGUCACUCAAGACGGACGGGAUCACGGUGCUGUUCAGAGGCUGGCUCCCAGCGUGGCUGAGGAUGACGCCGACAACGGCGCUGACGUUUGUCUUCAUGGAGCAGAUCAAAAAGCUGGUAUAG